GGCUCUGUGUGGGGCUCUCGGUUGGCGCGGCAGUUUUGACAGUGUGUGCAACUCUUUGCGAAAGUCGUGUUUGUUUUCAGUGUGCUUAGUUUGUAAAGUGUUGAAGUCAAUCGACAGUUUUUACUGCCGGUGUUACUGCUCAUCGUGUUUGGAAUGUUUUGGGACCGCUCCUGUCAUUGAUCGCAUGGAUAAGUAGCAACUAGGGUUAAAAGGUUCGGAAUCUUUCUGAUAAAUUUCAGGAAUUUUUCUGGAAAUUUUCCAUGGGAAGCUUAGCCCUGGAAUUUUGCUUAAAUUCAUCAAAAAAGUUAGCUUAUAACAGUGAACCUUUUUUUGUGGGAUACACAACGCAAUUCUAGGUCUUGUGGCAUAUUAUUUUGGUUAAACUACCCCCCAAUUCAAUAGAAUUGCAACCCUCUGCAUGCACAACUCAUUCUUCAGUCACAUGUGCAGUGCACUCUUCCAUUACACAUACAGCUAAUUCUCAAGAUCUUGCACACUAAUAAGAUGCUAUUGAGUCCAUACUACUACACUGUUUGAGCCAAGGACUACAUGCUUUCUGGAAAAUGCCCAUGGGCACUAUCUGAUGUGUGAAGACAUUUCACUGCAGCCAAUGUAGAAGGAAAAGCUGUGUACAUUUGCAAAUAAUGUGCCAAAUCAUAUGUGAAGAAUGCCACAAAGAUGCAGAAUCAUCUGGCCAAGUGCAUCAAGUUCCCUCAGCGCUCACAACAAGCAACCUCUGACAAAAGUCCCUCUACUUCUAUUCCAGCUGCAUAACACUGAAUCCAGUGUCCCUUGCAAGCAGCAAUCUAUUAUCAAGGGUGAGAAAUGCAUACAAAGGUGAGUAGCAACCAUGCCCAACGGGUUUUGUCCUUUCUGAAUGAGCAGAGGAGUCUCAGCUCGUUCUGUGAUGCCAAACUGACUGUAGGAGGUGGUGGGAGGGUGUACAAUGCCCAUCGCAAUAUCCUGGCCUGUUUCAGUGGGCGGUUUCAGGAGUCCGAGCCAACCACCACCAUGGUUAAGGAGGUCUCCCUCCCAGAGGAGUUCCCCACUGAUGGCCUGGAACUGCUUCUAGACUUUUUCUAUACCGGGGAGUUAAACCUUGACUCUCUGAAUCUGGAGAAUGUGCGACAGGCUGCAGACAGCCUAUGUGUACCAGAUGCGCUCGCACUUUGUCAGCAGUUUGCCACAGAAGGGACAGUUUCUCCAGAAGGACUGCAGUCUGCAUGUCUUCUGAGCCAUCAUUUUCAGCCAAUCUCAGCUGUAACUUAUGUAGGAACCAAGGUCACCCUAAAAAGAGGGAGGCCCCCUAAAAAAAGAGGGAGGCCCAAAAAAUCCCAAACCCCUAGUAGCGGCACAAGUAAGAAGGAUUGUCUGGAAGCUACCGCCACCACAACUGCCAUCACAACUCGCUCUGGGAGUAGGGUGAAGGCCUCCAGAAGACCGUUUGGAGAGGGCCCCGGUGUGCGUCUCCUGCCCCAUGUGGGGACCACUAGCAGGGGGACUCCACCACUAGUUAUUAGCCUAAAGGAUAGGAGUGAUGGGGCUGAGGAGGAGGGACAACGCCUCCCUCAGCCUACAGAUACAACAGAGGUAACAGAUGUGUUCGGCAACCUUGUACCAGAUUUGAGCUACAAAGCUAAUUCUCAUCUGCAGCCUCUUGAUGAAGAAGACUAUGAUGAUGAUGAUGAUGGCGAUGGUGGUGAUUUGGUGGAGGGGGUAGCUGAGGACACUGAUGAAGAGUAUGUGCCCCAUGCCCUGCUGCCUACCUCCUCCAGCCCCAAAGGCAGACGUAAAGGACCAACCAAAGCUGUCAAUAAAGAGAACGGUGAACGGGCAGCCAAGGGGUCUACAAAGGGCUCUGUUCAGUGCCCCACCUGCAAUAAGACCUUCCUCAGCAAGUAUUACCUCAAAGUACACAACAGGUGUCAUACAGGUGAGAAGCCCUUUCCAUGCUCUAAGUGUGGAAGGAGGUACUACAGGAAGGAGAAUCUGAUGGACCACCAGGCCAGAAACUGCAACUGUGGUGAAAAAAUAAAAGUGGUACACAACUGCCUUCAAUGCCACAUGUCAUUUGACAGAUUGGGGGAUCUACGUCUGCACACGGUCUCCCAUACAGGGGAAAUGCCCAAUAAGUGUACGUCAUGCUCGGAACAGUUCAUGCAUAAAAAAGAUUUAAGAAGUCACGAAAUCAAAAUCCACGGUGCACCCAAACCACAUGCAUGCUCUCUGUGCAGCAAAGCAUACCUGUCUAAAACAGAGCUGCGUCUGCAUGAGGCGUCCAAGCAUCGCGGCGAGAAGCUCUUUGUGUGUGAGGAGUGUGACCAUCGAGCCUCCAGCCGACACGGCCUGCAGAUGCAUAUCAAAGCCAUUCACAGAAACGAGCGUCCAUUUGUGUGUGAGUACUGCAACCGUGCGUUCACCCAGAAGGCUAACCUUAACAUGCACUUGCGGGUUCACACUGGAGAGAAGCCCCAUCAGUGCCACCUCUGUGGGAAGACCUUCCGGACACAAGCCAGUCUUGACAAGCACCACCGAACCCACACAGGAGAGCGACCUUACAGCUGUGAGUUCUGUAACCAGCGCUUCACAGAGAAGGGACCAAUGCUCCGCCAUGUUGCCAGCAAGCACCAGGAGGACCGCCCUCACUGUUGCAAGAUAUGUGGCAAGACCUUCAAGGCCGUCGAGCAACUCCAUGUCCAUGUGCGUCGCCAUCAGGGCAUGAGGAAGUUUGAGUGCGAAAAGUGUGGCUACAAGUUUACCAGACAGGCUCACUUACGGCGUCAUGUUCAGGUCCACACCCGUACAGAGAACUACAAUCCACGGGAGAGAAAGCUACGGAACCUGAUAGUAAAGGACGUGGGGUUGCAGGAUGAGACUAGCCCCUCACAGAUACCACCCACUGAGAAGGAGACACCCGAGGGGCCAGCGCCUGUCUCUGGACCCAGUGUCCCAGUCUCUGUUCCUGUCCCAGUCUCUGUUCCUGUCUCUGGACCUAUACCUGGACCUGGAACUGUACUAGGAGCCAGUGACAUCCUCAGGGUGGUGAUCCAGCCCCUUACGGAGGAGGUGGUGUCCAGCCAAGGGCAGAUGGAUGUGGGCAUUAACCAGGACCAAGUGGGCUUUACCCAGGUUGGGGUGGCACAGGGACAUGGCCAGGUGGAUGUGAUAUCCAUCAGCCAGGGUUUGCGUGUGGCGGGGCAUAGCUUCAAUGUGACAGAUGUGAUGGAGCAGACUCUACUGGUCGCAGAUUACCCCAUCCCUGAGACCACGGUGGAAUUGGAGGACAUGCAGGAGGAUCCUCCUGCUAAGAGCAAGGCCUGAGGACUAAGAGCAAGGCCUGAGGACUAAGAGCAAGGCCUGAGGACUAAGAGCAAGGCCUGAGGACUAAGCGCAAGGCCUCUGAGGACUAAGCGCAAGGCCUCUGAGGACUAAGAGCAAGGCCUGAGGACUAAGAGCAAGGCCUGAGGACUAAGAGCAAGGCCUGAGGACUAAGAGCAAGGCCUGAGGACUAAGCGCAAGGCCUCUGAGGACUAAGCGCAAGGCCUCUGAGGACUAAGAGCAAGGCCUGAGGACUAAGAGCAAGGCCUGAGGACUAAGCGCAAGGCCUCUGAGGACUAAGAGCAAGGCCUCUGAGGACUAAGAGCAAGGCCUCUGAGGACUAAGCGCAAGGCCUCUGAGGACUAAGAGCAAGGCCUGAGGACUUAGAGCAAGGCCUGAGGACUUAGAGCAAGGCCUGAGGACUAAGAGCAAGGCCUGAGGACUAAGCGCAAGGCCUCUGAGGACUAAGCGCAAGGCCUCUGAGGACUAAGAGCAAGGCCUGAGGACUAAGAGCAAGGCCUGAGGACUAAGCGCAAGGCCUCUGAGGACUAAGAGCAAGGCCUCUGAGGACUAAGAGCAAGGCCUCUGAGGACUAAGCGCAAGGCCUCUGAGGACUAAGAGCAAGGCCUGAGGACUUAGAGCAAGGCCUCUGAGGACUAAGAGCAAGGCCUCUGAGGACUAAGAGCAAGGCCUCUGAGGACUAAGAGCAAGGCCUCUGAGGACAGGACAGACUGGUUAGUAUCUCACACUGCUAGACAUUCUCAUUGGAGAAGCCUAGAGCAGCUUGAGUACUUCAAGAACUCCCACACUGUGGCUACUCGCUCUGCUCUGCAGUCGAAGCAUUCAUUUAAUUUCAGUCAUUAUUGUAACCAUGUUUUCUGUCUAAAUUACUGUACAGAAAAACUGGUUCCCACUCAGCCCAGUAGAUGAUGAACCCCUCAAGACAUUCCCCUACUCUGUGGGCAUCUUAUUCAUUUUGCCUGUGCAUUGGGUCUGACGAUGUAAUAUAAGUUGGCUUAGGUUUUAUGAAGUUUGUUCAAAUUUAUUUAUAUAGCCCUUCGUACAUCAGCUGAUAUCUCAAAGUGCUGUACAGAAACCCAGCCUAAAACCCCAAACAGCAAGCAAUGCAGGUGUAGAAGCACGGUGGCUAGGAAAAACUCCCUAGAAAGGCCAAAACCUAGGAAGAAACCUAGAGAGGAACCAGCCUAUGUGGGGUGGCCAGUCCUCUUCUGGCUGUGCCGGGUGGAGAUUAUAACAGAACAUGGCCAAGAUGUUCAAAUGUUCAUAAAUGACCAGCAUGGUCGAAUAAUAAUAAGGCAGAACAGUUGAAACUGGAGCAGCAGCAUAGUCAGGUGGAAGUUGAAACUGGAGCAGCAGCAUGGUGUGUUUUUACACAAUUUGAUGAGAUAAGUCAAUAGGUCAGGUUGUGAGAAGUGAAUGUAAAUCAAUGGGAUUGUCUUGCAUCAUCAAGUCAAACGGUAAACAGAAUAAAGUGGCAGUCCUGCCUGCAGUUUUAUUGUAA
Messenger RNA from Oncorhynchus nerka (sockeye salmon), 4840 nucleotides. RefSeq names its product telomere zinc finger-associated protein-like. Gene Ontology annotation, cellular component: nucleus. Gene Ontology annotation, biological process: regulation of transcription by RNA polymerase II. The coding region runs from base 826 to 3321 and encodes 831 amino acids. NCBI's taxonomy places the organism in Eukaryota, Metazoa, Chordata, Actinopteri, Salmoniformes, Salmonidae. The record is from RefSeq and is a predicted model, not a curated record. Gene Ontology annotation, molecular function: protein binding; DNA-binding transcription factor activity, RNA polymerase II-specific. The transcript is spliced from 12 exons.